Molecule: messenger RNA, 721 nt
Organism: Malurus melanocephalus (red-backed fairy wren)
Lineage: Eukaryota; Metazoa; Chordata; Aves; Passeriformes; Maluridae
Product: acyl-coenzyme A synthetase ACSM4, mitochondrial-like
Exons: 2
Coding region: 237-653 (138 amino acids)
Biological process (GO): acyl-CoA metabolic process; fatty acid biosynthetic process
Cellular component (GO): mitochondrial matrix
Molecular function (GO): fatty-acyl-CoA synthase activity; fatty acid ligase activity
Source: RefSeq, a predicted model, not a curated record
AAAUGUGAGAACACAGGAUAGAUAACAUUUAAUUAGCAUGUUAAAAUCAUCAGUCUGGCUCUGACCAGCAUAAGUGACUAAUGAAUAACUCAUUAAUCCAUAACUGGAUUAUCUUUGGAUCAUUUCUACAUUAUUUUUCUUUUUUGUUCCUUUAUUUUGUUUUUGCAGGAAUUACAGGAACAAUUCUGCCAAUUUUCUUACAUAGUCUACAGCAUCCACGUACAUAAACUUCUGCCAUGAAGUUGUUUAAAUUCCAGAGUCUAAAACUCUUGCAGACUCUGCAGCCUCCUAACAGGACYUUCCACGGACAUCCCAGGCUGUUUUUUUCCGAUGUAUAUUCCCAGUAUGAGUCCAUCAGACGGGGCAAACAGGAAAUACCAAAGUACUUUAACUUUGCAGGUGAUGUACUGGACAAAUGGUCUGAGAUUGAAAAGGCUGGGAAGAGACCACCCARGCCAGCKUUCUGGUGGGUGAAUGRCCAAGGGGAGGAGGUGAAGUGGAGCUUUGAGGAGCUGGGGCUGCUGUCCCGGAGAGCAGCCAAUGUUCUGACCAAGGAGUGUGGGCUGAAGAGAGGAGACAGAGUGGUGCUGAUCCUGCCACGGGUGCCAGAGUGGUGGCUGCUCAAGGUGGCCUGCAUCAGAGCAGGUGAGUGAGUGAAAGGAGCUGGUUUGGAUCAGAGCAGGUGAGUGAGUGAAAGGAGCUGUUUGCAUCAGAGCAGGUG